AUGCUUCAUGCAGAUGCUUCCAACAUCAGCAGCCGCGUUGCUUCCUCCUCCUUCUUUCUCCUGGGGCUGCCCGGACUGGAGAAGAUACAGGUCUGGCUCUCCAUCCCCUUCUGCUUCAUCUAUGCCACAGCACUCUUGGGCAACGCCACCCUCCUGUGGGUCAUCUGGACAGAGCCCAGCCUGCACAAGCCCAUGUACCUCUUCCUCUCCAUGCUGGCCUUAACUGACAUGGCCUUGCCCACUUGCGUCCUCCCCAAGAUGCUGGCCAUCUUCUGGGUGGGUGCCCAAGAAAUCACCUUUGCUGCCUGCCUGGUGCAGAUGUUCUUGGUUCAUGCACUGUGCAUGCUGGAGUCUGGGACGCUGAUGGCCAUGGCCUACGACCGAUACGUAGCCAUCUGCUCCCCACUCAGCUACACCUCACUGCUGACUGCCUCCACUGUGGUCAAGUUAUGCAUUGCCACUGUAGUCCGUGCCAUGGUAACUGUCCUGCCUGUCCCAUUGCUGGCAAGGAGGCUGCCAUAUUGCCACUCUCACAUCAUCUCCCACUCCUACUGUGAGCAUAUGGCAGUGGUCAAACUGGCCUGUGGGGACACCACACCAAACAACCUCUAUGGGUUGAUCCUCUCCUUUGUUGUCAUUGGUGGUGACCUGGGCUUCAUCUUCAUCUCCUACGGGCUAAUUCUACGAGCUGUAUUCCGGUUGCCCUCACAGGAGGCACAGCACAAAGCCCUGGGCACCUGUGGGGCCCAUGUGGGGGUCAUUUUUAUUCUCUACACACCUGGCUUCUUCUCCUUCCUCACCCACCGCUUUGGGCACAGUGUCCCCCACUAUGUCCACAUCUUCCUGGCCAACAUCUAUUUGUUUGUCCCUGCGAUGCUCAACCCCAUUAUCUAUGGGGCCAAGACAAAGGAGAUCCGAGACCAGAUCCUAUCAGAAGACAAUUGA
This is a messenger RNA of Hemicordylus capensis (graceful crag lizard), 945 nucleotides long. Its product is annotated as olfactory receptor 52P1-like. The record is from RefSeq and is a predicted model, not a curated record. Gene Ontology annotation, molecular function: olfactory receptor activity; G protein-coupled receptor activity. Lineage: Eukaryota; Metazoa; Chordata; Lepidosauria; Squamata; Cordylidae. Gene Ontology annotation, biological process: G protein-coupled receptor signaling pathway. The coding region runs from base 1 to 945 and encodes 314 amino acids. The transcript has 3 exons. Gene Ontology annotation, cellular component: membrane.